AUGUCGAUCUCUGGAACCAAGUCAAAAUUGCUGGUUCUUACAUCACCUGCAAAAUCACUCGAAAUACGAGAACGUAUAGUUCCACCUCCAUCUCCACUAUGUAUCAAUAUAGAAGUCCUGCGAGCCGGAGUAUGCGGUACGGAUGUGCAUCUAUGGAAAGGUGAUCAACCACUGCCUGGGUCAGUAGUACUCGGGCAUGAAGGCCUCGGUCGAGUGAUUGAACUAGGAGCUGGGGUGAAAACAGACCAUGCUAGCAAUCCAAUUGCAGUUGGUGAUGUGAUUUACUGGAAUCCCAUUCGACCGUGUAAUGCUUGCUAUCAUUGUACCAUUUCGCAGGACUUCACUGCGUGCGAGAACGGUACUUUUUGGUCCCUUGCAGAGAAUGCAACCGUAUGGGCAUCCUAUACGCAGGUAGCCACUCUCUUGCCGAACAAUUCUUUCUAUAAAGUGGACCCGAAUGUCCCUUUUGAUGCAUAUAUCGCUUUGGGGUGUGCUCUGCCGACCAUUCUCCAGGCUAUUGAUCAUCUUGGCCAGAUCCCAGGAGGGAGCAAUGUGGUCGUUCAAGGUGCAGGUCCCGUUGGGUUAGCAGCCAUAAUGAUGGCUAAAUUGGCAGGUGCUGCACACAUCAUCUGCAUCGAGGGUAAUCCAGUGCGCCUUGAACAGGCAAAAUCUUUCGGAGCAACUGCACUUGUCGACUUCCACCAGGAAGGACUUCAGACAGUCAACGCGCGGAAGAGUCAUAUCAAUGAUAUCGUUGGAAUCAGGGGUGUGAAUCUAGUGAUUGAAUGCAGCGGGAAUGCAGCCGCGUUUGAGGAGGGAAUUGAACUUCUGACUAGAAGUGGCACAUAUUUACUGGUGGGUACAUGGGCUGGUUCAUCCAAAGUACAGAUCUCUCCAUUCGACGUUGUCCAAAAGGCACUGAAGAUUAUCGGCUCGACAUACUGUUCGCCUUCGUGUUAUUAUCGUGCUGCCCACCUGGUGCAAGCAAACUAUCAGAAAUUCCCCUUGGCAUCAUGCGUCACUAAGACAUACUCAUUGGAGAGGGCCCAACAAGCACUGGAAGAUGUUGCAGCAGGGAAAGUCGUGAAAGCAGUAAUAGAUCCACAAGCAUAA
Molecule: messenger RNA, 1113 nt
Organism: Talaromyces stipitatus ATCC 10500
Lineage: Eukaryota; Fungi; Ascomycota; Eurotiomycetes; Eurotiales; Trichocomaceae
Product: alcohol dehydrogenase, putative
Exons: 2
Coding region: 1-1113 (370 amino acids)
Molecular function (GO): oxidoreductase activity
Source: RefSeq, a predicted model, not a curated record